Magallana angulata is the source of this 2534-nucleotide messenger RNA. RefSeq lists its product as uncharacterized. The record is from RefSeq and is a predicted model, not a curated record. Bases 1 to 1671 code for a protein of 556 amino acids. NCBI's taxonomy places the organism in Eukaryota, Metazoa, Mollusca, Bivalvia, Ostreida, Ostreidae. The transcript is spliced from 8 exons.
AUGGCCGUAACUCUGUUCAGCUGCGAAUUGGGAGAAGGGAGAGUUUUGAGCAUUAUAAAAGACGAGGCGGAGUAUUUUAUAGAUCUCCGGAUUGUUGAAAACGACGAUCAGCCGUCUAGGAAAGGCCAGCGCCUAUCACUGAGCCGUUGGAAGAACCUAAUCAACAACAUUGAAGACAUAGAAAAGGAAUUAGAGAGUAUGAAAAAUAAAGAGGACGUCGACUACCGACUUCACUUGGGAGGUCAUCUGUGUAAUCUGGGUAAGUCUCAUCGAAACAACACCAACAUAUCAUCGAUAUAUGUCGGUGAAUUCGGAAAGGGUGACGCAGAAAACGCCUUUAAUGAAAAAUAUUCAGGUUACAUACCUCAAUGCGCAGGGACUCAGGAGAAGGUCUGGAAUCGAACUGCCUGGUGGCAGGUUACCUUCAAAUCUCUUUCGAUGAUAUUUAAAAUCAACUUAAUCUUCAGAGAGGAAUACUCUCGACAUGAAAAAUAUUACGUCUUCAUCACCAAUCAUACGGUAACACCAGAGAAGCUGAACGCCCUUAAUCCUGUGUAUCAUGACGAACACGUCAAACCAAGCUACCAAAACACGAUCGUUUUCCCUGGGGGUCACCAUGGACUCCAAAUUUACAUCUUAGUAAACAGGACUGUCAACGAUAAGGACCAUGGCAAUUACGUGGAACUCUGUGAGGCGGAAGUUUUCGGUUGUGUACAUGCAACUAAUGGCGAUGUUCCUAGUUGUAAUUGCCCAAAUACCACAAUGGAUAAUAAACACUUAGUUCUGUGGGACAGCAGAAUUGCAUUUGGAAAUGGGACCGUCACCUUACACUGUUACAAGUACUACCUCUCUAUCAUGAACCUGACCAGUCAGACUGAGUCAGAAUUAGUGAGUAUUUUAGAGGCGUGUGACGGAAGACAACACUGUACCUUUCCAACAAGUCGGAAACUGAAAAACAACAUAAUCAGGUUUUAUUGCACUGACCGAUGUACAAAUAAGGCCUACAACAACACGAUUCCUGUCUCUCAACUGAUGACAGAUUCAGAUAUAUCAUAUAAUUUAAAAGUCAGCAAUAAUUUCACUGCGUUCCUUAAGUCUCGAAAAUUAAACUGUGCGGAGCGACAUGUACUGACCAACGGAAACCUCACUCUGCAGUGUCAACGAAAGGGCCAGUGGAUUGGGAAAGCCCCAGUGUGCAAUGUUACAUGUCAGGAACCAACACACGAGAACAGUACAACAAUUCGGCAAUCUGCUCCUUCCCCAAAAUAUUUUGUGGACCAUAUUAUCUCCUACGCCUGCAGGAAGAAUCAUCGUCUCGUGAAAGGGAAUUUAACGAGUGUUUGUAACGAGAGUGGUGAUUGGACAGGAGAUCAGCCUGUCUGUAAACGUUGUAAGUGUCCGUGUGAGCGGUUAAAGUCUCAGAAUUUUAUCACAGACCCUCAAGUACUUCAAAACAGAAUUAAAGAAAUGGAAAAAGAAUUGAAAAUCAACGAGAAGGCUCUUUCAACCACAGUGAGGAAGAAGACUUGCGCAAAGGACGAAAGAAAAUCAGCGAAAGGAAUUGGUUCCGUCCUUGGGAUCGGGAUAAUCGCUCUGGUUGUGUCCAUUAUUGUUUGUAGUGACAUCCCAAUACUCUAUAGACACAUCCGUUACGGUCCCGAAUCUGGCUAAUAAAGCGGGCUGAUUUGCUACGUGAAAUUCUGAAUAAAAAUAUACGGUCAUUAUUGCAUGUGUAUUGCAUGCUAAGGUCUUUUUAAACUCUAAAACUGAACUUUUAGAAUUCUGUGUUCAUGAAUGAAAUCAUAUAAAUGUUUGUAUAAAAUAGUAUUCAGAAGAUACAAGUUUAUGAAAUUGGUAUAUUAUUAGGACUCUGUCUGAGUCCUUUAUACUAUUUAGUAGUAAGAGUUUUUAAUAGAGCAACAUAUUCGUCUAGUACAGGAGAUGCUAUAGGACAUGAGAUAUCCUUUAUACAUUAGUUGCCCCGAUAUGUCCUAUAUCAGCCAACGUAAUAUUUUUUUAUUUAUCUAGAAUCCGUGACUAAAAACCCUAGCUGCUCAGGCCUGCUCUGUAAUAUCGAUAUCAUUCGAUUCAAAUAAUGGAGGUACACGGUCCACAGUAUAGUAAAUUAGUCUCAGGUUCUUAGGGUAUUGUUGAAAAAAUGUCGUUGAUAAGAUUAGCCUUAAAUCUGUUAGUAUUUAUUUUUCAUUCCAUAUAUAUCAUAUUUAUAAUAUUAUGAUAUCAUCAAUAUUAUUUUAGGAUAUUAUCAAUAUUUUCCUUGCUUUUGUUAAUGGACUUGUUCUUGCUUUUUGUUUUCACUUGUGUUUUAUCAACUCUCCACCCCUUUUCUUGGCAUAUUAAAAAAGUAUAAAGGAUUGAUCGUAUCUCCUCUAAGCCUCGUUUUGUCUUCUGUUUAUUAGCCUUAUCUACAAACUUGAUUGUAUUCACUGUGUAUUGUUGUUUCAAGGAUGCUCUGUUAUAUCUUACCUUUGAAUAUGCUUAUGAUUGAGAGUAUGUUUAAAUAUGUUUUAGUAAAC